Camellia sinensis is the source of this 936-nucleotide messenger RNA. Lineage: Eukaryota; Viridiplantae; Streptophyta; Magnoliopsida; Ericales; Theaceae. The record is from RefSeq and is a predicted model, not a curated record.
UGAUACUGUGAAUACAUUAAAUCGGGAAAGAAGAGGGAAUACCAAUGUUGAGUCCUCCGUACUGAACCAGAAAUCCUUGGCUGUUGUAUCUUUGCCUUCUGAGCAUUCAAAGAACAGUGAUUGUCAUGUCGAUGACACUGUGCCUUCCUGUAGAAGAGCUAUUGCUGAAGCAGCUCUGACUUCAGAUGCUUUUGAUUCUGCUAUGAAUACGAGCCUGGAGGGUUCUACACCUUCAAGACUGCAAAAUAUUGUGGAUUUUGGGCCAUUUUUUCAGGAGGGUUACUGCAGAGUGUUGGAGCUCAAUGGAUGCCACAACGUAACUGAAGUUGUAGCUGAUCAUGUGACCUGCAGCGAAAAGAACUGUGAGAGCCUAAACCCCGAAGAUGAUGAGGAGAAUGAUGAAUUGCUAGGUGGGAUGUUUUCUUUCUCCGAGGAAGGUUGAUUCAUAGCCUCCCGGAGGAGAACUGCCGAAUGCAUGUUAUUUACAGAAUCAUUGCUUUCCAAAUAUUGUGAAAAUGGUUUUCGAUUAAUUACUGAAGGUAAUAGUGAUUGCAUCCGUCAAGAAUCACAGUGCAAGUGUUUGCAAUACUGUGCAUAUGAGCGGGGUGCAUGUUUAUGUCAUAACAAGCCAGUGUAUGUGAUCGAUCUCUCUCAUGUACAUUUUGUAGAUGAAAGUUUAUAAUUCACGGAGGGUCUAGCAUGGGUCCGGAGGAUUAAGUUUCCGACUCUUGGAAGAAGUAGGUUUGGGGUUUUCACUGCCUAGUCUUUUCUUUCAAGCUGCCUGUAGAGCCAUAUUUCAAUUUCGGUAUUGAUUAAGUUCUCUCCAAAUUGUAUAAAUAUUUUAUCUUCAAAAAUAGAAAAAAAAAAUGUGGAAAUGGAAAGGGAUGAAAGUACGUUUCGAUCGCAAUUUUUUUUAUUAUUUAUAUUUAUUCUUCA